Messenger RNA from Suricata suricatta (meerkat), 1699 nucleotides. It is a transcript of the gene CALHM5, whose product is annotated as calcium homeostasis modulator family member 5. Lineage: Eukaryota; Metazoa; Chordata; Mammalia; Carnivora; Herpestidae. The transcript has 2 exons. Gene Ontology annotation, molecular function: monoatomic cation channel activity. The record is from RefSeq and is a predicted model, not a curated record. Bases 56 to 985 code for a protein of 309 amino acids.
CAGCUGCUCGGCCAAUAAAUAAGGGCAAAGCGUUUUCCCUUUGUGUAUCUUCAACAUGGAUGCUUUUCAGGGGAUUUUAAAAUUCUUCCUCAACCAGAAAACUGUUAUUGGCUACAGCUUCAUGGCUCUGCUGACUGUGGGGAGCGAGCGUCUCUUUUCACUGGUGGCUUUUAAGUGUCCCUGCAGCACUGAGAAUGUGGUCUAUGGGCUGGUUUUCCUGUUUGCUCCUGCUUGGGUGUUACUGAUCCUGGGAUUCUUCCUGAACAGCAAGGCAUGGAGGCUUUUCACAGGCUGCUGUGUGAAUCCCAGGAAAAUCUUCCCCAAGGGUCACAGCUGCCACUUUUUCUAUGUCCUCGGCCAGAUCACUCUGAGUUCAUUGGUGGCUCCAAUGAUGUGGCUUUCUGUGGCUCUGCUCAAUGGGACUUUUUAUGAGUGUGCCAUGAGCGGGACCAAAAGUUCAAGACUCCUGGAACUGAUUUGCAAGGGCAAGCCCCAGGAGUGCUGGGAUGAACUUUACAAAGUGUCUUGUGGCAAAACCAGCAUGGCCCCCAUGGACAAUGAAGAACUGAAACUGUCCCUGCAAGCCCAGUCUCAGAUUCUAGGAUGGUGCCUGAUUUGUUCAGCAUCUUUCUUCUCUCUGCUCACUACCUGUUAUGCUCGCUGCCGAUCUAAAGUCAGCUACCUUCAGCUGAGUUUUUGGAAGACGUAUGCACAAAAGGAGAAGGAGCAGUUGGAGAAUACAUUUCUGGAGUAUGCCAGCAAGCUGAGUGAGAGAAAUCUGAAGUGCUUUUUUGAAAACAAGAGGCCGGAAGUCUUCCCCAUGCCCUCCUUCGCAGCCUGGGAGGCUGCCUCAGAGCUUCAUUCUUUCCACCAAAGUCGGCAGCACUACAGCACCCUGCAUAAGGUGGUGGAGGAUGGUCUGGAACCUAGCCCUGAGGACGAUGAGACCACAAUGGUACUUGUGGGCACUGCCCACAACGUGUAGUUCAUCUUCCACACAGACUCAUGGUGUGCAAGGGCUCAUUCUGACGUCUUCGGCUGCAUUAACAGCAACCUGUGUAUCUCUGUGUUUUCUCACAGUUAGUGUUUCCUUGAAGACAGUAACCCAAAGGGAAACAGUGUUGCAGCUCCCGAGGGCGGGCCGUGUCAGGAUGUGCUCAAAGCGAUGCUGAGCGACUGGUCAAGGAUGGUGAGAAAGGUGUUCUUCCAUUGGUUGGGGGUUGGGGCUCAGUGGCUUCAAGUUCUAUGAUUUUAUGGUUGGACAACGAGACUCAUGCAAGAAGGUUUGCUACUCUUCGUAAAUAUUGAUCAUGGCAUCUGGGACAGAAGUGGUGACUUGUGAAUAAGCAAGAUCCUCUCAAAAGACUGCUAUGGACAGUGGGGUCUGUGGUGUAGUCAGUGGAAAUCCUUGUCCUGCAAAUCUAUUCUACUGCCUUUCAAGGACGUAUGAAAUUCUGCCAUGUGGAAUUCAUUUCCUUGAAAUCUGAAGACAGCAGUUCUCAAGAAUAACACAUUGAAAGGAUAUGACGCCUAAAAUUUAGAGCUUUUCACAUGUUUCCACCAUGCACUGAAAGCAUGACCCUAUGGGCUGGGUGGUAUUAUGACUUUUGGGGGCCCUAGGCACUUUGUCUCCAUAGACCUCUUUCUAUAUUAAACACACACACACACAUACAUAUUUAUGACUGUAUUAAUAUAAACA